AUGGCCGAGGUUGCUGCUGAUGUUGCGACGCUUCGGGCUGUUCUGCCAGAGUUCGAGUAUUCAGUGACCCUGGACGAAGCGGCGCAUGCCACCGAGUUGAGGGCUCGCCAACAGGAGAUCUCAACCGCGAAGGCAGAGCUCCAGCAGCAGCUGCAAGCAGAGAAGGCGAAGGUGGUUGCGACAGAGGAAGAGGUUUCUCUGGCCAAGGAUGCAGACAAAACACGUGCCGACAAGCUGAAUGAGAAGGUGACCAUGCUGAUCGACCGGCAGGUGGACCUCCAGACGGCGGAGAAGGAGUAUCGAGAGGUGGAAGCAAGUGGCCGUUGCGAGGCCCAGAUUGGUGCGGAGCUGCGAGAGGCCAUGCAGAAGCAUGAGCACAUCACCAACACAGUGAUCUCAUCCCUGCUUGCGGGAACCUGCACUUCCGGAAAGGUGAAGUCGGAGUACCUCGAAGCUGUGAGAGGUUAUCUUCAGGAAAUCCAGGUUGAGAAGACACUGGUGGCUGCAGCAGAUGGCCUUGGUGUUGCCCCUGACAAGCGCGGGACAUUCGACAAGAUGGCCAUCGACUCCAUCACCGAGGCUUUGGCAGAGAAGCGACGCUCACUCGAGGAGGUCCUUGCAGCACGAGCCCCUGCAGAGAAGGAGGCACGAGCCGAGCUUCUCGGGCUCUGGGCGUUGACCGACGUCUGUCGAGAGAAGGCAGAAGCUGCCGAAGCUGAACACAAGAAGGCGGAGGAUGAAGUGAAGGCCGCGAAAGGCGUCAUGAAAGCUCUCCGACAACGGGUCCUGCCCCUGCCUUGCUCAGACUUGGCAUCGAGUCUAGAGUAUGG
Messenger RNA from Symbiodinium sp. CCMP2592, 830 nucleotides. NCBI's taxonomy places the organism in Eukaryota, Dinophyceae, Suessiales, Symbiodiniaceae. The record is from the annotation of a GenBank genome assembly.